This is a messenger RNA of Penicillium bovifimosum, 426 nucleotides long. RefSeq lists its product as uncharacterized. NCBI's taxonomy places the organism in Eukaryota, Fungi, Ascomycota, Eurotiomycetes, Eurotiales, Aspergillaceae. Gene Ontology annotation, biological process: mitochondrial respiratory chain complex IV assembly. Gene Ontology annotation, cellular component: mitochondrial matrix. The record is from RefSeq and is a predicted model, not a curated record. The transcript has a single exon. Bases 1 to 426 code for a protein of 141 amino acids.
AUGCCACCACAUCUACACCCUCGGUCGCGGUCCACAACCGGUCUAUUCGCCGGCACCCUCCUCGCAUCUCUCCUGGUUGUCGGCAUGCCCCAUGUCUUCCCCUGUCCCUCCCCACGACGCACCUUCGCCGAUUCAGAAAUGACCAUGACAGCCGACGGCCAACAAGUACCACGGAUCCGUCGUCGACGACGAAAGGAGCUUGAAGCGGGCCCAGACGGCAGCCAGCCGGGUCAACCCACGCCCGUUGUGGACGAGGAGGUCACAACCUUCCUUCAAAUGGAGGAGGAAGCAGAGAAACUCGCGCACAUCAAUCGAGAAUGCCCUGUUCCCAAACCCAAGGGUGUAUUAGGGGAGCUUUUAGGGUUCCGCAACAUCCAAGCGAAUUCUCAGCCCCAGCCCAGCGCCGUUCCGGAAGGAGACCGAUAA